AUGGCUCGAGUUCAUGUCGGUAUGUCGAUAAUUUUCAUGACUAGAGAAAUACUCAUCAACAGGAAUGGCGUACCACAAUACCCAAAUCGACGUGACACUUUUAUUUGGUACAUUUACAAGCAGAUCGGUAGCUACAUAAAGAGAAGAGGUUCCAGAAACAAAAGGAUGAAGCAGAAAAAAUCAACAAAGGAAGAAGACGGAACUCAGUUGAGUGCAUUGAAUUAUAUAAGUUAUAUAAUUAUGAAAAUAUCAAGUACUCUAAACAGUUCCUUCAUAAAAAGAACAGUAUUGCUGGAGACAUGCAUUUUUGGUGACAAACUCUACACAAAACACCUAACAACGGCUGCGCCAUUGGUCUUCCAUGAAAAAUUCAAAUAUAAGAAAGAGUUAGAUAAAAAAUUAACAUUGCCAUGCCUGAUUGAACUAUUCAAAGAUUCUGUGGUGAUAUUUAAUCUGCUAGAAGUGACUCGUAUGAAGAACUCGUGUCAGUCACAGAUGAACAUACUGGCUACCAAGAAACUGCCUGCCUCCAUCUUUUUCUUUCCACCAAGUUACAUACAGAAGUAUCACACUGUGAAAAUGUUUCCAUUUAAAGAUUGCCAACCUAUUCUCAAAUUCUGGGUGGAUGCCAUCAUUUAUAGAUCUUCAUCCUGUUUUUUACUCUCACAGGUUACUAAACUGAGGCAAAGUGAAUUGAUGAAAGAACUCAAGUCUAGAAAUGCUGACAGAUGUGUCAUGCCAGACGCAGAUAGCUUGUGCCAUGACGAUAAUAAGUGCGUAAUCUGCAAGUCUUAUCUGAAAUACCUCGGAAGGCCGUAUUGCGCACACAAACAACCUAACUCUAAAUUAGGCAGAACUGGGGGAAGAAAUGAUUGUGACGACGACUAUGAUACUGAUGACUUUUGUCGUAAUAAUUAUGAUAAUGGUGACGAUGAUGAUGAAUGUAACUGCAGUAAUGCAAGUGGUAGCAAAGCCAGCCAUGAUGGUGAUGAUGAUGGUAGAAGAGAUUCUGAUAUAACCUCGGCUUCAAUCAAACAAAGUUAUCCUGCACUAGACCUGCCUCAGAAAUGUUCGGCGACAAGUUGCAGCAACAUAUGCAGAGCCAGCUCGUGCAUUGCUAGAGGCACAAAGUCCAGAUCACAAGCUAGGAAGAGGGUGGAGUUCUGGCUGGCCCAGCUGCAAAUGUUGACAUGCAAACCUGUUGACGAAUUCACUAACGUUCUCAGGAACAUCUACGUUAAGGAAUAUUCACGGGCUCUUCGUCUUUAUAAUUCAUUCGUUUGCAAAAAGUGAAAAGGAUUUGUCGGAGUUUUUCUGAGUUUGUGUGCCUGUGGGUUUGCCUAUGGGUUUCAUGCCUAAUUCUGCUGGAGUUUAAUAAUAUUUAUAAUAAUGUCUGGCUGGUAUAAAUUAAAUAAAUACUUGAUUGUCAAUGGCAGUAGUAAUUCUAGAAGCGGUAGUAUUAAUAGUAGCAGCAUUAGUAGUGUUGGUAUUGUUGUCGAAUUGUAUAAAUUGUUAUAUAUUUCAUGCAUUUGUGAUAUUCGUUCUUACAGCUAUUUGACGCUUCAAGUGACUGAGCCACUUGAAUUUUGAAGUAUUGUAAGGUUCUGUUUGCCAGAUAUAAAAUCUCAAUAAAUGUAAGUGAAUAUAAAUAAACGCGUGAUAAUAAAAUUUAUUUUUAUUGCUGUUCUUAUUUCAUUUAUUCAUUGUUAUUUAUAUUAUACGUGCAAUAAAACGUUAUUUCGUAUUUCCGUUGUCAGCUGAAACUUUACAAUUAUUUCAAACACUUUUUUUCCUAAUAAAAAUUACUUUGUGAAUGUUUGACUCUUACAAAAGUUAAUGAUUAAAGUUGAAUAAACUAUAUAUUCAAAACGUGUCAAUUACAGUGCUUUUUAAUUCAUCAUUCGGGCAAAGUUCGUCUAUAAUAUAUACUUUUAUACACGAAGUUUUGCAAAAAUCUACUAAAA
Helobdella robusta is the source of this 1964-nucleotide messenger RNA. RefSeq lists its product as hypothetical. Bases 1 to 1293 code for a protein of 430 amino acids. The record is from RefSeq and is a predicted model, not a curated record. NCBI's taxonomy places the organism in Eukaryota, Metazoa, Annelida, Clitellata, Rhynchobdellida, Glossiphoniidae. The transcript is spliced from 11 exons.